Messenger RNA from Penicillium lagena, 408 nucleotides. RefSeq lists its product as uncharacterized. The coding region runs from base 1 to 408 and encodes 135 amino acids. The transcript is spliced from 2 exons. Gene Ontology annotation, molecular function: protein binding. The record is from RefSeq and is a predicted model, not a curated record. NCBI's taxonomy places the organism in Eukaryota, Fungi, Ascomycota, Eurotiomycetes, Eurotiales, Aspergillaceae.
AUGGCCCAACCUCCAAAUCAACUUCCGACCCUCGCAAAGCAAAGCCUAACAACCCUCCCAUCCGAACUUCACAUCCAAAUAACCACCUACCUCUCCUACCCAGACGCACUGGCCCUAAAACACACCUCCCGCCAUUUCUACCGCCUAGUCUACACAGGCGUGCAUUUAAAAGUCAACUGGCUGGUCGAGCGCUUCGAGCGCAAACUAGAGUGCCCCAUGGAGCAAUGCUCAUUCCGCACAGACGAGUCGUUCUGUAAUUGGCGCAUUCGGAGGAUCAUGGACCGCCGCCGCCGCCAUUUGGAAUGUCGCGCCACCAGGGAUCUAUACUUCGUCAUCAAUAAGAUCAGCACAUCACGCAAGGGCAGCAAUGACCCGUUGUUGAUAGCUGAGAACCUGAUCUAUCACUGA